AUGGUCCUGCAGAUCACGGCUCCAAGUCCACAGCCAGGUUGUGCAAAUGGGAGGGGGUUACGGGGGUUACAGGGGGAGGGGGGUUACGGGGGGUUACAGUGGAGGGGCGGUUACAGGGGGGUUACGGGGGUUACGGGGGGGAGGGGGGUUACGGGGGGAGGGGGGUCACGGGGGGAG
This is a messenger RNA of Pristis pectinata (smalltooth sawfish), 177 nucleotides long. RefSeq lists its product as uncharacterized. The annotation marks the transcript as partial. The transcript has 3 exons. NCBI's taxonomy places the organism in Eukaryota, Metazoa, Chordata, Chondrichthyes, Rhinopristiformes, Pristidae. The record is from RefSeq and is a predicted model, not a curated record.